Mizuhopecten yessoensis (Yesso scallop) is the source of this 1387-nucleotide messenger RNA. Its product is annotated as serine/threonine-protein kinase CTR1-like. NCBI's taxonomy places the organism in Eukaryota, Metazoa, Mollusca, Bivalvia, Pectinida, Pectinidae. The transcript is spliced from 3 exons. Bases 270 to 944 code for a protein of 224 amino acids. Gene Ontology annotation, molecular function: ATP binding; protein kinase activity. Gene Ontology annotation, biological process: protein phosphorylation. The record is from RefSeq and is a predicted model, not a curated record.
CCUGUAUAUGUGAUCACAGAACUUGACACACACUGCAGGGUUGGCUUCGGUACGGGAGCAACAAGCAGGAAGAAGAUAUGGAGCUAGGAAACCUACAAGAAGAUUAUCUGUACGCCGAGGAAGCUUGUGAACAGGCAGCGGACCUCAUCAACCGUAUGGAGCAGGUCCGGUUAUGACAACAAGAAUCACAAAAGUGCAAAGAACCAUUGACGUCAUUUGAUCUUCUGAAAGGUUAUCGCGGAGAAAGAAUCGAAUUUGAUGAGCUGGAUAUGAGAAAAAAGGUUGGCCAUGGAGGAUUCGGAUAUAUCUAUUGCGCUAAAUGGAAAGGUACUGUAGUGGGUGUAAAGAAACUGCAGGUCCAGAGAGUAUCGAAGAAACGAUUACAAGAGUUUACUUCGGAAGUGCAAGUCUUUUGUUCACUCAACCAUCCUAAUAUCGUCAAGUUCAUUGGCGCCAGUUGUGUGACCCCGAACAUCGCUAUCGUCAUGGAGUUCAUGGAAUACUGUCUGUUUCAAAUAUUUCACAUGCCUGUUUUUGAAGAUUCCUCUCUUACGGAAGAUGACAAGCUCAGCAUCAUUGUUCAGAUAUCACGUGGACUAGCAUACUUGCACAAUAAAAGUAUCGCCCAUUGUGACACCAAAUCCCGCAACGUCCUGGUGGAUUCAAGAGAAGGUGGUUACUUAGCAAAGAUUACUGACUUCGGACUUAGUAUGAUGAAAUGUGAUUUUGAUACGUCUGAUCAGGUGCGGAACAUCGGAACCCCUCGUUAUUCUGCCCCUGAAGUACUGCGCGGGGAACUGUUCGACCGCAAGGCUAUGAUGAGAGCCGAUGUUUACUCUCUUUGUCUUGUGGUAUUCGAGAUCAUCUCGGAAGAUGAACCAUUUGAUUUCCUAAAUACUAAACAAAUGGAACGAUGUGUUGGACACGGGGAUAAAACUAUAUAAUUAUUUGUUAAUUCACUAUCAAUUAAGAUAAUAAGUCAACGCCUAAGUACACAUGCAUAUACAAUAUAUGCUGUUAAAUGACGUGAAAGUAAGCAUGAUAACUUUAUUGGCCAAACUGCUUAAAUACAGUAAAUAUUGAUGUUCGUGAACCGAAGAAUUCGCUUGCCAGUUUUAGUGGGGGCGUACGCCUUUCUGGCGGCGUACCGAGGAGGGGGGUACGCACAAACGCCCCCGUCUUAAUCUGCGCCUGAUAAUGCAAUUAAGUUCAUGUGAACGAUAUCGAAAGUAAAAGUACACAUGUAAAUGUAUUACGGUAUAGGAUUCUCAUGAACUGUGACACACCGGGUGGUUGGGAAAAAAAAUAUGCAGGCACAGUGAAAUAGAUUCGUUCCCACUAUAAAGCAUAUUUCGAUUACACACGUAUCAUUAUACUUGGAAUAAUU